AGCGUGCGUGCGCGCGCGCGUGAGAAGUUCUUCCUGUUCGUGCCCCGCACAUCCGCUCGGCCCGACACGCCGCUGCUGGAUCUGUAACAUGCGCACUGAGUCGCUUGAGCUGGGCGGAUGAUGAUGGAGCGGUAAAGUUCACGGUAAGAUGUGUGUGUCCUGUUUGGAGAUUUGGGAUAAACUGAUUGAGGACAGCAGCUAACCCACGUAUGGCCUGCGAGUCGGCGUUACCUGCCAUCAUGGACGAGCAGGCCCUCAUGGGACUGAACCCCAACGCCGAUGCCUGCUACAGGCAGAGGGCGCUGGCAUAUUUUGAGCAGUUGAAAGAGUCUCUGGAUGGAUGGGAGGUGUGUGCCGAAGCCCUGGCCAAAGGGGUUUACAGUGACGAUCAUGUAAAGUUCUUCUGCUUUCAAGUCUUGGAGCACCAGAUUAAAUUCAGACACGGGACGCUCGCUGCAGCUCAACAGCAGCUGAUCCGAGAGACCCUGAUGAAAUGGUUGCAGGCUCAGUUGAUGAACGUGCAUCCAGAAAAGCCCUUCAUCAGGAACAAGGCGGCGCAGGUUUUGGCCCUGACGUUUGUGAUGGAGUAUCUGACGUUAUGGCCCAAGUUCUUCUUCGACAUCCUCAAUCUGGUGGGACUGAAUUUAAACGGUGUGGACAUUUACCUGCGCACGCUGAUGGCUGUCGACGCUGAAGUGGUUGAUCGGGACAUCCUGCACAGCCCUGAGGAGACACGCAGAAACAUUCUGAUCAAAGACACCAUGCGUGAGCAGUGCAUCCCGGCGCUGGUGGAGUCCUGGUUCCAGAUCCUUCAGACGUACCAGCACACCCACAGCGAGCUGACCUGCCAGUGUCUGGAGGUGGUGGGCGCCUACGUGUCCUGGAUCGACCUCAACCUCAUCGCCAACGACAGGUUUGUGAAUCUGCUGCUCAGUCACAUGUCCAUGGAGGAGCUGCGUGAGGAGGCAUGCGAUUGUCUGUUUGAGAUCGUCAAUAAAGGCAUGGAACCCGUUGACAAAACCAAACUGGUGGAGUCUCUGUGUCAGGUGCUGCAGUCCGCGGGGUUCUUCAAUAUCGAGCAGGAGGAGGAUGUGGAUUUCCUGGCUAAGUUCUCUCGGUUGGUUAACGGGAUGGGUCAGUCUCUGGUGCUGAGCUGGACUAAACUCAGUAAGACGGGCGAUGCGAAGGUUUCGGCGGAAACGCUGCGUGCGGUGGAGGGGAAGGUUCCUCUGAUGCUGCAGCUGCUCAUUCAUGAAGACGAUGAUAUUUCAGCCAACAUCGUGGGCUUCUGUUAUGACUACCUGCAUGUUCUCAAACAGCUUCCAGCUCUCAGUGAGCAGCAGAAGAGCAACGUGGAGGCGAUCAUGCUGGCUGUGAUGAACAAACUCAAGUACGAUGACGAGUACAACUUUGAGAAUGAGGGCGAGGAUGAGGCCAUGUUUGUCGAAUACAGGAAGCAGUUAAAGAUGUUGCUGGACCGACUGGCUCAGGUCUCUCCUGAGCUUCUGCUGGAAGCCGUGCACAGAGUCUUCAGCGCCACCAUGCAGAACUGGCAGACGGUGCAGUUCAUGGAGGUGGAGGUGGCCAUCAGGCUGCUGUAUAUGCUGGGAGAAGCUCUUCCUGCGUCUCACGGAGCGCAUUUCUCUGGAGACACCACGAAAACCAGCACGCUGCAGUCCAUGAUGAGAACGCUGAUCUCCUGCGGUGUGAGCGAGUAUCAGCAUUCCUCUGUGACUCUGGAGUUCUUCGAGACCGUCGUCCGUUAUGAUAAAUUCUCACAUUCCCAGCCUCAUCAUCAUUGCCCAAAGCCUUGUUGA
Messenger RNA from Cyprinus carpio (common carp), 1817 nucleotides. Its product is annotated as exportin, tRNA (nuclear export receptor for tRNAs). Gene Ontology annotation, cellular component: nuclear pore; cytoplasm; nuclear matrix. The coding region runs from base 210 to 1817 and encodes 535 amino acids. Lineage: Eukaryota; Metazoa; Chordata; Actinopteri; Cypriniformes; Cyprinidae. Gene Ontology annotation, molecular function: small GTPase binding; tRNA binding. The transcript is spliced from 14 exons. Gene Ontology annotation, biological process: tRNA re-export from nucleus. The record is from RefSeq and is a predicted model, not a curated record.